This is a messenger RNA of Ectocarpus sp. CCAP 1310/34, 782 nucleotides long. The record is from the annotation of a GenBank genome assembly. Lineage: Eukaryota; Phaeophyceae; Ectocarpales; Ectocarpaceae.
CUGUCUGUGUACACACACACAGCGCAAGCACCGGCCUCUACUCGUCUCCUGCGCGGUUUCUUCUCCUUUUCGUUGCCAGUUAAAGUCCACACCGGCUAGCGAGCGAGCGUCCAGCACCAAGGAGACGGGGGAGUUAUCGCGUUAUUUUCCACGAUGCAGUCUCAAGAUCCCAUGGACAGCAUCCGGUCUGCGAUGGAGCACGCAGACAAGAACCCCUCCAAGGUCGUCUCCUACUCGUGGUAUCUUGUGCUGAUUUUCGCAGCCGUUGACGUCUUGGUGGCGUUGAUCAACGCUAGCACGAACGACUCCUCCGCGAAUGGCUCGCACGCGGCGUCUUUCGCGUCCGUGUGGACGCUGUUCAUGGUGCUUGGGGUGUCCGUGGCGGGGACAGUCAUCCUCAAGAAGUACCACACCCCGUUGGCCGUGGGGACGCUGCUGGGCAUGACGACCAUGAUGUCUCAGUUCAUGUUUGUGCUGUUCGCGGUGUUCCUCGCCCUCGCCGAGUACGCGGACGAGCCCGGCUUGGCAACGGGAGACCGUACCAUGGCGGUGUUCUCUUUCUUCCUCUUCCUCCUCUACGGCGUCUUUUCGUUCGUGCUGGGCCGUUACCGCACGACGGUGAUGAACACCCCUGGAACCGCCUCGAGCAACGAUGACGGCGAGUGGCAGGACGAGCCCGGCACUGACAGCAUGGCCCCGGGGACCCCGGUCUAAAGUCAUCCCACAACAAUCCUGCCGCCAACAACGGUAGCGACAACCACAGCAAGGGAUUAGCACAGGAG